This is a messenger RNA of Lethenteron reissneri (Far Eastern brook lamprey), 6679 nucleotides long. It is a transcript of the gene RAPGEF4, whose product is annotated as Rap guanine nucleotide exchange factor 4. Lineage: Eukaryota; Metazoa; Chordata; Hyperoartia; Petromyzontiformes; Petromyzontidae. The record is from RefSeq and is a predicted model, not a curated record. Gene Ontology annotation, molecular function: guanyl-nucleotide exchange factor activity. Gene Ontology annotation, cellular component: plasma membrane. Gene Ontology annotation, biological process: Ras protein signal transduction.
GGGUUCAUGAUCGCGAUAAUUAGGGGGACAUGGCGCCCUAGGUAAGGGGGUCAUGGUGCCUUAGGUAAAGGGGUCGUGGUGCCUUGGGGUCGUGGUUCUCGAGUUCAGGGGGUCGUGGCCCGCUCGGCUGUCGUCACUCGGCUCGCGUCUCUGGGAGGAGCCGGGCCAGUGUGGAGACUCCUCCUCGGCCCGGCCUCCCCCUCACCCCGCCCGGGCGGCGGCGCUCGCAGCCCAGGGGUUCCCCAGGUCGAGCUGAGAAGGAGCGAGGAGGAACGGAGGAGAGGAGCAGCGAGCAGGGAGAGAGGGACGAGAGGAGGCGGCUCUCCGCCUAUGCCGACCACAGCGAUGGUGGCGGCGCGGAGCGGCGCGCACCCGGUGCCUUGCGACUGGGUUCCCUGUCUCGACAAAAGGCCGUCUGAGCGGAGCAUGGAGGACGUGGAGCUCGUGGCCGCCCGCCUCAAGCAGCUGAAGGCCUUCGAGGAGUUCCACCCCAACCUGCUGCAGCAGAUCUCGCUGCUGGGAUACUACGAGGAGCUGGAGAGGGGCAUCACUCUCUUCCGCCAGGGAGACAUCGGUACCAGCUGGUACGCCGUGCUGUCUGGCUCCCUCGACGUCAAGGUGUCGGCCACAGGAAGCCACCAGGACUCGGUCACGCUGUGCACGCUGGGCGUGGGCACGGCGUUCGGCGAGUCGAUCCUGGACAACACGCCGCGCCAUGCCACCAUCCUCACGCGCGAGCGCAGCGAGCUCCUGCGCAUCGAGCAGAAGGACUUCAGGGCCCUUUGGGAGAAAUAUCGACAAUAUAUGGCUGGACUCCUCGCUCCUCCAUAUGGGGUGACUGAAGCCACGCCUGGAAACGGCAUAGCUGACAAAGAAAAUAUCAGCGGCAAUGCCUCGUACGCCUCCGCCAAGCUUCCGAGCAAGACUCCUAUAAUAGAGACCACAGUCUCCCACCGUCCAUUAAAACCUCUGGGCCAGGUUUCGCUCAUGAGCCAGGUCCCCUCGGAGAAGGUUCUCCACGCUGGCGUCGUCCUGAGGAACGUGAUCCUGAGCAGAGCCUCUCACAUGAUCAGGGACCGCAAGUACCACUUGAAAACCUACAGGCGGUGCUGCGUGGGGGCCGAGCUCGUCGACUGGCUCAUGCAGCAGAGUCCGAGCGUGCACGCGCGCACCCAGGCCGUCGCCAUGUGGCAAGUGCUGCUGGAGGAGGGCGUCCUCAAUCAUGUCGACCAGGAGCAGAACUUCCAGGACAAGCUGCUCUUUUACCGCUUCCUGGAGGACGAGGCGGAAACGCCGCUGUUCCCCCUGGUGGACGAGCUGCGCGAGAGCGAGGAGGAGCUGCAGGAGACGCUCAUCCUCCUGUCGCAGCUCGGCCCCGACGCCCUCAUGAGGAUGAUCCUGCGCAAGCCACCCGGCCAGCGGGGGCCGGACGACCUGGAGAUAAUCUACGAGGAGCUUCUCCACAUCAAGGCUCUCUCCCAUCUCUCCAUCACGGUGAGGCGGGAGCUGGCCAGCGUACUGAUAUUUGAAUCCCACGCCAAAGCUGGCACCAUCUUGUUUAACCAGGGCGAGGAGGGCACCUCGUGGUACAUCAUCCUCAAGGGCUCCGUCAACGUCGUCAUUUAUGGAAAGGGCGUUGUGUGCACGCUCCACGAAGGCGAUGAUUUUGGCAAGCUGGCCCUUGUGAACGACGCUCCUCGGGCGGCCUCCAUUGUCCUGCGAGAAGACAACUGCCACUUCCUCCGUGUGGACAAAGAGGACUUCAACCGAAUCCUGCGAGAUGUGGAGGCCAACACUGUGCGGCUCAAGGAGCACGGCCAAGACGUCCUGGUGCUCGAGAAGAUCCCGUCGGGAGGCAGGGUGGCCCUGCAGGGCGGUUCCCAGGUGCACUACAAGUACUCGGUGAUGUCCGGGACCCCCGACAAGAUCCUCGAGCACCUGCUGGAGACGAUGCGGCCCGACACCAAGUUCGAUGACACGAAGGAAACCUUCCUGGGAGACUUCCUGCUCACCCACGUGGCGUUCAUGCCGAGCAGCCAGCUGUGCCCCGCUCUCAUGGGACAGUACCACGCCGAGUCGACGCGGUCGCAGGGCUCGGAGCAGGAGAAGGCCGACUACUCGCUGAGCACCAAGCGGCGCGUCGUGCGGCUCGUGCUGCAGUGGGCGACCGUUUACGCGGAACUCCUCCAUGAGGACGUCGCCGCCACCGCCUUCCUCGAGGAGUUCCACAUCUCAGUGCUGGAUGACGCACGUCUGCAUCCCAGCCUCAAGGAAGACCUGACCGAGCUGGAGAAACUCAAAGCCAAGACUUUAUCGAACGGCAUCCAAAACAAGUCCACGCCGAAGAAACGUCUCCUGCGGCAGUUCAGCAUCGGAGAGGAGCGUCUGCAGAAGUGUCAGCCCAUCCGAGGGACUGAUGAGAUCCUCUUCAAGGUCUACUGCACCGACCACACCUACAUGACGAUCCGGGUGCCGAUGGCCGCCACCGUGAGGGAGGCGAUAGCGCCAACGACCGACAAGCUGGGCGCCGCUGAGGACCUAGUGCUCGUCAAAGUCAGCUCUGCCGGCGAGAAAGUGGUGCUGAAGCCCAACGACGUGUCGGUGUUCACGACGCUCAGCGUCAACGGGCGGCUCUUCGUGUGCGCCCGCGACCUCAUCGACUCGCUGACGCCACUGGCGGAGCAGGAGGGCCCCGCCGUGGGCUCGGUCGGCACCUUCGAGGUGAUGGGCUCCAAGGAUCUGGCUCACCAGCUCACAGUCUACGACUGGGAGCUCUUCCACUGCGUGCACGAGCUGGAGCUCAUAUACCACACGUUUGGGCGACACAACUUCAGAAGGACCACGGCAAACCUGGACCUGUUCCUGCGGCGCUUUAACGAGCUGCAGUUUUGGGUGCUCACCGAGAUCUGCCUCUGCCAGCAGCUGAGCAAGCGCGUGCAGCUGCUGCGCAAGUUCAUCAAGGUGGCCGCACACUGUAAGGAGUACCGCAACCUCAACUCGUUCUUCGCCAUCGUGAUGGGGCUGAGCAACGUUGCCGUGAGCCGCCUCACGCAGACCUGGGAGAAACUUCCCGGAAAAUUCAAGAAAAUCUACUCGGAAUUUGAAAGUCUCAUGGACCCCUCCCGCAACCACCGCGCGUACCGCAUGGCCGUGUCCAAGCUCGAGCCGCCGUACAUCCCGUUCAUGCCGCUGCUCAUGAAGGACAUGACAUUUACGCACGAGGGGAACAAGACCUUCAUCGACAGCCUGGUGAAUUUUGAAAAAAUGCACAUGAUCGCCGAGACGGUGCGGACGGUGCGGGUAUGUCGCAGCCGCUCCUUCAAUGAAAUCGCCUCCACAAGCCGGGCUUAUUUGUCCAUACUUCCCCUCGCUGGCCCCGACCCAUCGCUCGCCGCCAAGAACCACGCAGACGUGCGCGCCUACGUGCGGCAGCUGGCUGUCAUCGACAACCAGCGCACGCUCUCGCAGCUCUCCAACAAGCUGGAGCCGCGGCGCCCCUGAGCCCCCCCUGGUGUCAGCGCCCCGUCGCCGCUCCCCCCGCCCCCAACCCCCGCCGCUGCCCCUCGAGGUGGCUGCCCCUCGAGGUGGCUGCCCCUCGAGGUCGCUCUGAUCGGCGCCACCGCUGCGCCCAGUGAGGGGCAGCGGUGGCAGCGUUGGUGCUAGGAAGCGCCGACGUCUCCGGCACCGGCAACGCCGACGCGAGUCGAAGCGUGAUCCGUUUACGCUCACCGCCACGCGACCCCCACGACCCCCGCGACCCCGCGACCUCGCGACCCCACGACCCACGACCCCAACGGCCGCAUGGCACUCGUCUCGAUUGCACAAAGUUUUUGAAGCACACGGAAAUGUGAAUCUCCGCACAUGCAGACUUGCAGCGGGAAAAAACGUUCACUAAGAUUUGUACUUUUUUUCUACAGCUAGUGAAGCUCGUUAUAUUCUGGUGAUUUUCUUUUUUAUCGCUGGUUUUAUUUGAUUUUGAAUGUUUUUAUUCCUGACAUUUCUCGACAGUUUUUUUGUGGCGUUGAAUGAUGACCCUGUGAGGCACCCCCAUUGCACCGUGCGGUUGACUUCUGUUCUCUUUCGUUAAAACGCUCGUUAAAACCUGGCCGCCGAUUUAUCAGGUUGCAUUCCCCCCCCCCCCCCCCCCAGGUCGUGUCAACACGGCACUUGUAUACUAUUUCUGUAAAAAUCAUGACGCCGAGGUGGCCGAUUUUACCGCCCUUUCAAUCGCUGUUGUCUCUUCGUCGACGAAGCAUUGCGCUGACUGCAAAGGAAGCCGCCGCCUGUGCUUCACAAUUUCUGCGGCAGCGAAGUUUAACCGUUUGUUAAUGAUUUUUGUUUUUCCUGUUGCAAAGAAGGGGCUUAACUAAGUUUCCAGCCUAAAAAAGAAAAAAAACACGCUCCAAGCAAAGCACCGAAUGCUUUUUAAAAAUGUUGUGGACAAAAAAAAAGAUUGUGUAGUAAAAUACACAAACGGAAUGCGUGCGGACGGAGCGAUUUCUUUGCUUUUCUCUUGGGAAGGAAGAGAUGGUAUUUUUGCAUUUUUAUAUAAUUGAAAUUAGGGUCGACCUGCAGCGGCCCAAACCUUUAGAGCCGCGUGCGCGCGUUCUCCCGGAUGCCGCUUUGCGGUGUAAAACUGCAGAAUUACCAACUCCCUUCAGAAACAUGCUCGGUCACGCGUUGCGUGCAUGACCUUCGCGUACGUUCAUCGCGCCACGUUCAUGGUCACUGUUCGUCGGCUGCAGUUGUUAAAUGACGCCUGCAAGCCUGCAGGGUGUGAGAUGAGACCUCCCCGCGUCUCCGCUGUGCCCCGGUUCGUGCCACAGUCCAUGCCCGGCGCACACCGGCGUCGAGUAAGACAAAGCUGCGUACGGAGGAGGUUUGCGCGGUUUUGCUUCUGCAGCUCUCCGAUGUGUAUUUCCGUGGCCGUACAGCAUGUUGCCUGACGUCUCUGAAGUGGCUGCCAUCGCGAUCAGCGCCUCCGAUUGGCGUACGUCGGCUGUGCACGAUGCGAAAGAAGUUCUCCGUACGUACGUGCAUCGUGUCGAACGAACAACACCACGCGUCUCAACCCGACGUACGCACCCGGAGCGCUUGCAACCAACGUUGAGUGACCGCCGACGGCAGCGCGCCGCGGCGCCAGCUGCACGCCGAGGCGCGUGGGGUGGCACAGCGGCGAGGCGCACCCCGUGAGAGCCUCAUGCGUGAGACUCUCACGAGAGCUCUCACGUGAAGAGCCCGUAGCGCCGCGUUCGCACGCGGCUCCGCGUUUGUACGAGCCGUGAGCGAUUUGCCGUUGUUUCUCAACGGCAACUUUACACCGAAGACAUGAGGUCCCCCCCCCCGUCCCCCGUGUCGCCUUGACAAGACUGUUGGGGCGAGUGGUGUUGGCGAGCAGCACCUUAGGCAUUUUCAUCGCCUGCUAGCCGAGCUUACAAUUCGUGUAGUGCGGCGCUAGGAAAGUAGCCGUGGUGUGACCAGUUCCCUGAUAUGAACUUGGGAAAUGUAAAUGUCACUGGCUCCAAAGGAGCAAUCGCCCUGUUUCAGUGGUGAUUGUGGCUGAUGCUCAGGCACUCAAAUGUAGGUGGUGGUGUGUGUGUGUGUGGGGGUGGGGCAGGGGUCAUAUGCUGACAAGUGUUUAUUUGUCAAUAGUAAUUAGUGAUGUGCAUAUGCAUGGUGAUCUGUUGAGCAGGGAGAAUUGACCGCACUGAUGAGUGGUGUGCGUGUGGCGGUGCUGAUGAGUGGUGUAGCAGUGCUACUGAUGAGUGGUGCGCGUGGCGGUGGUGAUGAGUGGUGUAGCAGUGCUACUGAUGAGUGGUGCGCGUGGCGGUGGUGAUGAAGUGGUGUGAGUGGUGGUGCUGAUGACUCGGAGGGCCAGGCAACAGGGGAGGGAUACUGAAGCUCGCAUUGCUCAGCCCCGCACCCGCAACAGUAACUUUGGCGCUUCCCAGGAAUAAAUCUGCCCAGGAGUUCUCAGACAUGGGUCGUGUUGUUGAACUGCUGUGCAAAUCCCAGUUUCGUUCAAUUUACCAUGUUCAUGCAUUUAACGGUCAACUUUAUUCCAAGUGUUAAACUGUUGGAGGUAUCCAAACACUGUGUACUGUAUUGUUUAUGGCCAAAAUGUGUUUUUGCUGUCGUCAACCAAAUGUGUUGCACAUGAACACAGUACGCACUAUGAUACAAUUACCUUUCGCGCUGCGUUUUUUUUGUUUUAAACGCGCAAUCUCAUUGCAACUACUGAAUUGGCAAGUCCUACUAAACUAUGGCGCAAGCUUUAUUAAUCUCUCACCUGUUCUUAUAAUUAGGGUUUAAUUUUGCCAAAAGUAUUUUUGAAAAUGACGAACCUGUUACUUUCUUUUGUAUAGCCCAGUAUUUAUUGUUAAUUUAUAUGCACAUCUAUAUUGUAAUAUAAUUAACUGUGUACAUGUCUCCCUGCAAUUAGACGUCUUUAGUCGUAUAUUAAACGGAGAAGCGUGCUGAUUACUUGCUGCUAGCGUAUCUCCAGCACCCUCGCAAACAUGCCAACAUGUUUUAAGCCUGAGUUGCCCCUUGGAUUAUACAUCGAUCUCUUUGCCAUGCUCUUGCAAAGCAGCAAGUGGGUUCUUGCAAUAAUAUAUACAACUGUCACUUUGUCGUGCAUGUAUUUCAUUUAAAAAAAUACAAAAAGUGUUGGUAUGAU